CUAGCGUUGCCGUUGCUGUGCUAACGCCUUGACUCGGAUGCCUCAGCAUCCAAUAUAUUCGAUAUUUCGUCCGCUCUCGUUCGCGACCAAAGAGAACCAUGGCUGCAUUGAACUUCUCCGAGGUUGUUGGCUCCGCAACUAGCUCUAAAAAACUCAUCAAUCUACUGAGAGGAUGGCCGAACGCUUCGCUACUCCCUACUCGUCUUAUCGAAAAGGGCUCGCGCAGUGUACUUCAGGAUCCGUCGAUAGCGUUUCCCGCUUUGUUGUACGCACCUGACAAUGGUGAUCUAAAAUUACGCCAAAACAUGGCCUUAUGGCUUACGAAUUUUUACCGACCAGCGGCACCUAUAUCUGACGAGCGUAUUGUUGUCACCGGUGGAGCUUCGCAGAAUCUGGCGAACCUCCUCCAGGUGUUCACGGAUCCGGUGUAUACGCGUAAUGUGUGGAUCGUUGCUCCAGCCUAUAUGCUGGCUUUCAGAAUUUUUGAUGACAGCGGACUAAAGUUGCGAGCAGUGCCAGAGGAUGAACAAGGCAUCGAUAUUGAGUACUUGCGAAGUGAAAUCAAAAAGAGAGAGGACGAAGCACAAGCACAAUCAGACAGCAGUGAGCCCAUUAAGCCUCACAGACCAUGGUCCAAAUUCUAUCGCCACGUCAUCUAUGCAGUUCCUACCUUUUCGAACCCUUCGUUCAAGACGAUGACCCUAAAGCGAAGGGAACAGCUAGUCAGACUAGCACGGGAGUACGACGCUUUAAUCAUCACGGAUGAUGUGUACGACUUCUUGCAAUGGCCAGCGAGCCUAACGGCCAAGAAUUUGUCUCUCGACAAAGCCAUUCUGCCUAGAAUCGUCGAUGUCGAUCGAUACCACGACGGUGGUGCAGAACGGGAAGGUGCUGAUGGAUUCGGCAACUCGGUGUCAAACGGUAGCUUCUCGAAAAUUGCUGGCCCGGGUCUAAGGACUGGUUGGUGUGAAGGUACCUCGAAACUGGCAUUUGGUGUUUCUCAGACCGGCUCAAGUAGGUCAGGCGGUGCGCCUUCUCAGAUCGCCGCUACCUUUCUCGCAGAGAUGCUUGCGUCAGGAGAUCUCCAGCGCCAUGUCUAUGAGGUCCUUCAGCCUUCCUAUGGCAGACGUUAUCAGAAGAUGGUAACAGCAAUCGAAAAAGAACUCAUCCCUCUUGGAGCUCGUCUGCCACAAACAGGUCGUGACGUCGUCGGAGGGUAUUUUAUCUGGCUGACAUUGCCGACCGGAAUCGAGAGCUCUGUCGUCGUGCAACGCGCGAAAGAAGAGGAGAACGUUGUUGUUGCGCAGGGUGAGAUUUUCGAGGUGCCGGGUGAUACAAAGCACGCAGGUACCCAUUUCGAAAAUGAUAUCAGGAUGUGCUUUGCUUGGGAAGACGAAGCUGUACUAGCUGAGGGUAUCGCGCGCCUUGCACGCGUGAUACGCACGCUCCAGCGUGAGCAACAAGAUGGGGGUGCACAGUCGGCACAGUCGUCCAUGCAACACGCCACCGAGGCCAGCGCAAAGGACUUUUGGUAAAGCAACGGAGUGGCUAAGGCGAGUCCAAAUCUCCGAUGCAUGUGAGCUUAAUUACAAGUAUAGCCACUUUUCUGGCUAUCGCGCGGACGAUGAGCGUGUAGAAUGCCCCGUCAAGGCUUCCUAUUGGCUAAAGAUGCAGCAUUAAUAGAGUCAGCUAAGCAGCGGGGAUCUACGCGUGCGCUGCUGCCAUCAAACGAUGGUCGACUCCGUAGUGCCACCUGAAAUGAAAGUAUAUUCUAUCACAGGCUGCAAGCGCCUUCUCUGCGCGGAGAAGCUCGUGAUGCGCCGCUUCGUACACGAUCCACGGCGGUGUGGGUCUGCCCAAUGUCAAUCAGGGCUCGGCCGCGUGGAGAAGCUGUGGUGCUACAGUCGCACAGUGCGAGCUCAAAAAUGCCAGACGGUGAAGCAGGCAAGGCGACUGCAGAACGAGGUGAGGGAGGAGGCCCUUUGUUCGUGACAGCUUCCCGACUGCGUUAGACAUU
Messenger RNA from Paraphaeosphaeria sporulosa, 2017 nucleotides. RefSeq names its product PLP-dependent transferase. The transcript has 8 exons. The record is from RefSeq and is a predicted model, not a curated record. The coding region runs from base 99 to 1535 and encodes 478 amino acids. Gene Ontology annotation, molecular function: L-2-aminoadipate:2-oxoglutarate transaminase activity; pyridoxal phosphate binding. Gene Ontology annotation, biological process: biosynthetic process. NCBI's taxonomy places the organism in Eukaryota, Fungi, Ascomycota, Dothideomycetes, Pleosporales, Didymosphaeriaceae.